Molecule: messenger RNA, 3560 nt
Organism: Oryctolagus cuniculus (rabbit)
Lineage: Eukaryota; Metazoa; Chordata; Mammalia; Lagomorpha; Leporidae
Gene: GALNT7
Product: polypeptide N-acetylgalactosaminyltransferase 7
Biological process (GO): protein O-linked glycosylation
Cellular component (GO): Golgi apparatus
Molecular function (GO): polypeptide N-acetylgalactosaminyltransferase activity
Source: RefSeq, a predicted model, not a curated record
AAAGGCUAAGGACCAGACGUGGGGAAAGUCUAAGUUAGUUACCACCCAGGUAGCCGGGGGCUGCGGCGCGGGAAGCGGGCAGGCGGGGAGAGAGGAAGCUCGGGAGCGCGAGGACACCGGGCGGCCCGAGCUCUGCGGAGGCAGCCGCAGGGGAGGGGGCAGCGGCGGCGGCGGCGGCGCGCGGUCCGAGCCGGCGGGCCGCGGGGAGGGGCCGGAGGGAAGAGCCCAGGGGAAGGUAGAGCCGAGGGGAGUUCCGGAUCUGAAGCUGAAAAGGGCAGGCAGCGGAGAGGGCGGCAGCCGGAGCGGCAGGGGUGGGGGAAAGAGAAGGAGGAGGCGAGCCGGAGGAGGGGGAAGGAGGGAGGGGAGAGCAGUGGCGGCGGCUGCGCCGGGCUGUGUGUCUCUCGCCGCCGGAGGAAGAUGAGGCUGAAGAUCGGGUUCAUCUUACGCAGUUUGCUGGUAGUGGGAAGCUUCCUGGGGCUGGUGGUCCUCUGGUCUUCCCUCUCUUCCCGGCCGGACGACCCGAGCCCGCUGAGCAGGAUGAGGGAAGACAGAGAUGUCAAUAACCCCGUGCCUAACCGAGGAGGCAAUGGAUUAGCUCCUGGGGAUGACAGAUUCAAACCUGUGGUACCAUGGCCUCAUGUUGAAGGAGUAGAAGUGGACUUAGAGUCUAUUAGAAGAAAAAACAAGGCUAAGAAUGAACAAGAGCAUCAUGCUGGAGGAGACUCCCAGAAAGACAUAAUACAGAGGCAGUAUCUCACAUUUAAGCCUCAGACAUUCACCUACCGUGAUCCUGUGCUGCGCCCAGGGAUCCUCGGUAACUUUGAACCCAAAGAACCUGAGCCUCAUGGAGUGGUUGGUGGCCCUGGAGAAAAAGCCAAGCCAUUGGUUUUGGGACCAGAAUACAAACAAGCAGUUCAAGCCAGUAUUAAAGAGUUUGGAUUUAACAUGGUGGCAAGUGACAUGAUCUCUCUGGACCGCAGCGUCAAUGACUUACGUCAAGAAGAAUGCAAAUAUUGGCAUUAUGAUGAAAACCUUCUCACUUCAAGUGUCGUCAUUGUCUUCCAUAAUGAAGGGUGGUCAACACUCAUGAGAACAGUCCACAGUGUAAUUAAAAGGACUCCAAGAAAAUAUUUAGCAGAAAUUGUGUUAAUUGAUGACUUCAGUAAUAAAGAACAUUUAAAAGAAAAACUAGAUGACUAUAUUAAGAUGUGGAAUGGCCUAGUAAAGGUAUUUCGAAAUGAAAGAAGAGAAGGUUUAAUUCAAGCACGAAGUAUUGGUGCUCAGAAGGCUAAACUUGGACAGGUUUUGAUAUACCUUGAUGCCCACUGUGAGGUGGCAGUUAACUGGUAUGCACCACUUGUAGCUCCCAUAUCUAAGGACAGAACUACAUGUACUGUGCCUCUAAUAGAUUACAUAGAUGGGAAUGAUUAUUCCAUUGAACCACAGCAAGGUGGGGAUGAAGAUGGUUUUGCCAGAGGGGCCUGGGACUGGAGUUUACUAUGGAAACGUAUCCCUCUAAGCCACAAGGAAAAGGCCAAAAGAAAACAUAAAACUGAACCUUAUCGGUCCCCAGCCAUGGCUGGUGGAUUAUUUGCCAUCGAACGAGACUUCUUCUUUGAACUGGGUCUGUAUGAUCCAGGUCUCCAGAUUUGGGGAGGUGAAAACUUUGAGAUCUCAUACAAGAUAUGGCAGUGUGGUGGCAAAUUGUUGUUUGUCCCUUGUUCUCGUGUUGGACACAUCUAUCGUCUUGAAGGCUGGCAAGGAAAUCCUCCACCUGUUUCUGUAGGGUCUUCCCCAACUCUAAAGAAUUAUGUUAGAGUAGUAGAAGUUUGGUGGGAUGAAUAUAAAGACUACUUCUACGCCAGUCGUCCGGAAUCAAGGUCAUUACCAUAUGGGGAUAUAUCUGAGCUGAAAAAAUUUCGAGAAGAUCACAACUGCAAAAGUUUCAAGUGGUUCAUGGAGGAAAUAGCUUAUGAUAUCACCUCAUACUACCCUUUGCCACCCAAAAACAUUGAGUGGGGAGAAAUCAGAGGCUUUGAGACUGCUUACUGCAUUGAUAGCAUGGGAAGAACAAAUGGAGGCUUUGUGGAAUUAGGACCCUGCCACAGGAUGGGCGGGAAUCAGCUUUUCCGAAUCAAUGAAGCAAAUCAACUCAUGCAGUAUGACCAGUGUUUGACAAAGGGGCAUGAUGGAUCAAAAGUUAUGAUUAUACACUGUUAUCCAAAUGAAUUUAAGGAAUGGCAGUACUUAAAGAACCUGCACAGAUUUACUCACAUUCCUUCAGGAAAGUGCUUAGAUCGCUCAGAGGUCCUACAUCAAGUGUUCAUCUCCAAUUGUGACUCCAAUAAAAUGACUCAAAAAUGGGAAAUGAAUAACAUCCAUAGUGUUUAGAAAGAAUUUUUAAAAAACCAAUAAUCUACCUGCUGACAAGUAAAUUUAUACAGGACUGAAACCUGCCUGAAACCUGCUGCAACUAUUACUGUUAACUCUGUACAGCUCCAAACCCAGAACCUCCUGAUCAGUUUGAAGGACAAUGAUAAACUGUGAUUUUACAAUAACAUUAUCAUCCGCAGUUACUGUUUACAAAACUGCUUUUACCUUAAACUUUGUAGAUGUUUACAUCUUUUUUGUUUUGUUUUAAGAUGAUGUUGGUAAUUUGUGCCUUUAGCUCUGUUUUACUGGAACAGAGUUAAAAGCAUUUGUCUUCUUUGGGACUACACUCAGGGGUAUGAAAGGCAGUUUGAUUUUUUUUUUUAACACACUUGAAAAAAGGUUGGAAUAACCAGACUUUCAUAUAUAAUGUGGUGAUUAUCAACCUGUUGUGUCUUUAUUUAAUUUCACAUCUUUUUGAAGCACUGCCACAGGUUAUUAGACAAGGUGGCCUUCUUUCACAGUCAUGCUGCUUUUUUGAAAGGUGAAUUUCGACACAUUUAGUGCCUCUUUCAUUUCUCAGUAUAUAUCUCAAGAGCUUUUGAUGAAAUUUAUAGGAUAGUAAUGAUGGAAUUGUCACCUAUAUGAGAAUACUCUUAUUUCUCAGAAAUGAAUUGACAUGCUGCCAUUUGCUAUGAAGUUAAGUGCUGUAAGGCUUUAAAAAGAAAUGACAACAUGGAACAUCCCAAGGCUAUGCCAUAGGGUUUGAAGAUUGCACUGCGUUAACUCCCUUACCUGCUGGCAUUUCCAAUGCCCUCUGUCCUUGCAAACCCCGAGAAUGGUAAAGGGGUUUUCCAACUAGAGCAAAAUUAUCCACUGACAUUUGGGAUUCACUUUUCCCUACUGUCAUUUUAGAAAACUAUAAAUCUCAGUUUUAAAACUUGAGAGUAAAAAAACAAAAUGAGAAAGCACCACUAUAGAAAAGACAAAUGUUCAUUCUGAGGUAAAAAUCCCCAAGCCCUUUUUAGAUUAAGCCUUACGAAACUCCUGUGCAUUAUAACCUAAGCUGUGCAACCUGUAAAGCCGAGAGUGAAUUGAUGUUUCAUUUAUAUCAUCAUUCAAAUGAAUUCCCUGUGCAUUUUUAAAAUUAAGAAAAAAAAAAACACUUAAGAAUACAGUUCAUUAACAAA